Molecule: messenger RNA, 3138 nt
Organism: Pristis pectinata (smalltooth sawfish)
Lineage: Eukaryota; Metazoa; Chordata; Chondrichthyes; Rhinopristiformes; Pristidae
Gene: kifap3a
Product: kinesin-associated protein 3a
Exons: 20
Coding region: 109-2490 (793 amino acids)
Biological process (GO): microtubule-based movement; cilium organization
Cellular component (GO): axoneme; ciliary transition zone; kinesin II complex
Molecular function (GO): kinesin binding
Source: RefSeq, a predicted model, not a curated record
CUUGUCACGGCAACCGGGCGGAGAUGUGAAGGUGGCCGCGUUGUCGGUGAAAAUCAGAAAACAAAGAAACGGCUUCCAGCUGGAGCCGAGCGGCAGCGGCCAGGAGAAAUGCAGUCGGAAGAUGCUCGCUAUCUGAAGAGGAAAGUAAAAGGCGGUAACAUAGAUGUCCACCCAGUGGAGAAAGCUUUGGUUGUUCACUAUGAAGUAGAAGCUACAAUUUUGGGUGAAAUGGGCAAUGCCAUGCUUGGAGAACGGAAGGAAUGUCAGAAAAUUAUUCGCCUGAAAAGCCUGAAUGCUAACACUGACAUCGCAUCCCUGGCGCGCAAGGUGGUAGAAGAAUGCAAGCUCAUUCAUCCAUGUAAACUAGCAGAGGUUGAACAGCUGAUCUAUUACCUUCAGAACCGUAGGGAAAGUCCUCCAGGAAGAGAAAAGCAAGAAAAAAAGGUUGGCAAACUGAAGGACCCACCUCCUUUUGAAGGAAUGGAAAUUGAUGAAAUUGCAAAUAUUAAUGAUAUAGAAGAUUACAUAGAAUUGCUGUAUGAGGAUAUAUCUGACAAAGUGCGAGGUUCAGCACUCAUUCUUCAGCUGGCUCGCAAUCCUGAUAAUUUGGAAGAAUUGCUACAAAAUGAGACUGCAUUGGGAGCAUUGGCUCGAGUGUUGAGAGAGGACUGGAAACAAAGUGUAGAACUUGCAACCAACAUUAUUUACAUAUUUUUCUGUUUCUCCAGUUUUUCUCAAUUUCACGGACUAAUCACUCACUAUAAAAUUGGUGCUCUCUGCAUGAACAUUAUCGACCAUGAAUUGAAAAGACAUGACCUAUGGCAAGAAGAACUUCAUAAAAAGAAGAAAGUAGUUGAAGAUGAUGCUGAUAAUCAAGUCCUGAAGAAGGACUAUGAGAAAACAUACAAGAAGUAUCAGGGUUUAGUUAUCAAACAGGAGCAACUAUUGAGAGUUGCUUUCUAUCUUCUGUUGAAUUUGGCGGAAGACACGAGGACUGAACUCAAAAUGAGGAACAAGAAUAUUGUCCACAUGCUUGUGAAAUCACUCGAUCGAGAAAACUUUGAGUUGCUGAUCCUGGUGAUGUCCUUCUUAAAAAAACUUAGUGUAUUUGUAGAGAACAAAAAUGAUAUGGUAGAGUUAAACAUCAUUGAGAAGCUAUCAAGGUUGGUGCCCUGUGAGCAUGAGGAUCUUCUGAAUAUUACUUUGCGCUUGCUGCUGAACCUUUCCUUCGACACUGGGCUUCGGAACAAGAUGGUCCAAGUGGGUCUACUUCCAAAAUUGACUGCGCUGAUAGGAGCUGAAAACCAUAGACAAAUAGUGAUGUGUAUUUUGUACCAUAUCACCAUGGAUGAUCGCUUCAAAUCCAUGUUUGCAUACACUGAUUGCAUUCCACAGUUAAUGAAGAUGUUAUUUGAAUGUGCAGAAGAGCAUAUUGAUAUGGAAUUAAUAUCCUUUUGUAUUAACCUUGCAUCUAACAAGAGAAAUGCACAAUUAAUCUGCGAAGGAAAUGGCCUGAAAAUGCUAAUGAAAAGAGCCUUCAAAUUCAAGGAUUCACUGCUGAUGAAAAUGAUCAGGAAUAUUUCCCAGCAUGAAGGCCAAACCAAAGAUUUAUUCAUAGAAUACGUUGGGGAUCUGGCAGCUCAGAUUAAUAGCAAUGAAUGUGAAGAAUUUGUUAUUGAGUGCCUUGGAACAUUGGCUAAUCUGACAGUUCCAAAUCUUGACUGGGAGCUUGUGCUGAAAGAAUAUAAUUUGGUUCCUUUCCUCAAGGACAAACUGAAGCCAGGUUCAACAGAAGAUGACCUGGUUCUGGAAGUGGUGAUUAUGAUUGGCACUGUGUCCAUGGACGAUUCUUGUGCGGCAAUGCUAGCAAAAUCUGGAAUUAUUCCAGCACUCAUUGAACUUCUAAAUGCCAAACAAGAAGAUGAUGAAUUUGUUUGCCAGAUUGUAUACGUCUUCUACCAAAUGGUUUUCCACCAAGCUACCAGAGAUGUAAUUAUAAAGGAAACGCAGGCUCCAGCAUAUUUGAUUGAUUUGAUGCAUGAUAAAAACGCAGAGAUACGGAAAGUCUGUGACAACACGCUGGACAUCAUUGCGGAGUAUGAUGAAGAGUGGGCCAAAAAAAUUCAAAGUGAGAAGUUUCGCUGGCACAAUUCUCAGUGGCUGGAAAUGGUUGAGAAUCGCCAGAUGGAUGAAAGUGAGCCCUACGUCUAUGGUGAUGAUGGCUUAGAGACAUUUAUUCAUGAAGGAGACAUUCUUGAAAGACCUGAUCUUUUCUACAAUGCAGAUGGACUUCUACCCCCUGAUGGAACCAUUAGUCCAGAUUUCUUAAGUGAAUACCAGUUUCAAAAUGGUGAUCUUGUUGGACAGCAUCCUUACAGCAGUAUGGCAGUUGAUGGGUUUGGUCAGCCAGUUAACUUUCCUGGGCGUCCAGUCACAGCCUAUGGUUACCGUCCAGAUGAUCCUUACCUCUAUCCAUUUGGAACCAGAUAAGCUCAGCAAGAAAUAUUUAUUAAUGCUUUUGUAACACUCCUUGUACAUAACUGCAUGUGUAACGUACUGUGGUUCUUUGUUGGUACUGCAUAGUGUCAGAGCUAAGAUGUGAAUUACAUUUAUACAUGUAACAGUCCAAUGUCCUGACUGAAAUAUAUUAGCGGUAUUUGGAUUAUUUAAUGUGCUUUCUGCUUUUAUCCUUCUGAAACACUGGAUGAGUCUCAAGACCGUAACUGGAAUGAAGUCUCCAAUAUACAUAUUGUAGUCUUAAAUAAGUCAUUUCUAUAACUAAUAACUUGCUAUUUAAAUUAUGGGAUCUCAGUUUGUUAAUCUGAAAAUGUUUCAUUAUAGCAAUUUUACCUUUAAAGCUGUUUACUACAACAAGCAGUAUUUAAAAUUGUUUCUUAUUUUCAGAAAUGAUUACACAAAAUACAGAGCCAUAUUCGUAGUUUUAAAUAACAUGAAUUGUGUCUAAUUGUAGUUUAUUACACUUCUGUUUGUUCCACAUCCAGUAUGCUUGUUUCUAUUUAUUUUUGCAUUACUGCAAUCCAUGAACAAAUGCGGAUUAAACAGAUUUGGCAGAAUUGUUUGUUUGGCAUUAUAGCAACCUAUGAAAUUAAUAAAUGAGAAAAUAAACAGGCAAAAUCA